Molecule: messenger RNA, 1563 nt
Organism: Lichtheimia ornata
Lineage: Eukaryota; Fungi; Mucoromycota; Mucoromycetes; Mucorales; Lichtheimiaceae
Exons: 9
Coding region: 1-1563 (520 amino acids)
Biological process (GO): L-valine catabolic process
Cellular component (GO): mitochondrion
Molecular function (GO): 3-hydroxyisobutyryl-CoA hydrolase activity
Source: RefSeq, a predicted model, not a curated record
AUGAGUCGAUUUGCUUCUUCCAGACGUGUGCUCCAGCACCCUUCUUUUUCUCGUCCCACCUUACCACGUUUCUCAACACGUCCUAUUGUCUCACCCAUCGCUGCUACUCGUUCAAUGUCUUCCAUUCGCAACAACGCAUCCUCCAUUGCCAAUAAACGCUUGUCCACCAUUAACUCUUGGAUGUCUCGACCCAACGCUCAGAUGUCAACUGCUGCUGCAACUGCUGGUGGUGGUAGUGGAGCCGAGGCCGCUGCAGAAGUUCUCACGGUGAAGAAUGGUGGUGUCCGUGAAGUUGUCCUCAACCGACCCAAGAAACUCAACGCACUCAACCUGAACAUGAUCGAAUUGAUGUUGCCCGAGAUUCAGGCUUGGGAAAAGUCUGACCUAGCCAAGAUCAUCCUCCUCAAAAGCUGUGGUGGAAAGGGAUUCUGCGCUGGAGGUGAUGUAAAGACUGUCGUUGAUCUUGCUGCCGAGGGAAAACAUGCCGAUGCUCUCAAAUUCUUUGAAGUCGAAUACCAGCUUGAUCAUCUUAUCGGCACUCUCAAAACGCCCUAUGUUGCAGUCAUGGAUGGUAUCACCAUGGGUGGUGGCGUUGGUUUAUCGGUGCAUGCACCCUUCCGAAUUGCUACCGAAAACACCUUGUUUGCUAUGCCCGAAACUGGUAUUGGAUUCUUGCCUGAAGUGGGUGGCAGCUUCUUCUUGCCUCGUUUGGAUGGUCAAUUGGGUAUCUAUCUUGGUUUGACGGGAAAGCGCCUCAAGGGUACUGAUGCCUUCUACGCUGGUAUCGCAACACACUAUGUGCCUUCAUCGAGACUCCCUGCCUUGGAAUCCCGUUUGGCAGAGAUCGACGAACCUACCUAUGACAAGAUCAAUACGGCAAUCGAGGAAUUCGCUGCUGAGAUGGAUCAAGAAGCCCCAUUUUCUCUUGCAGGUUCAACACGCGAGGCUAUUGACAGAUGCUUCAAGUUUGACACUGUGGAAGAAAUUGUUGAUGCGUUGCAAAAGGAAGACUCUGAGUGGGCAAAGGAAACUCUCAAGCUUAUGGGUAAUGUCUCGCCUACAUCACUCAAGGUUACAUUGCAGCAGCUGCGUACAGGUGCCAACUUGACCCUUGGUGAAUGCUUCAAAAUGGAAUAUCGCCUCGUACAAAAGUUCUUGGAAGAACAUGACUUUACUGAAGGUGUUAAUGCUACAUUGGACAAGCCACGUCGCAAGGCUGAGUGGAAACCCGUUGAAGUGGCAGAUGUUAAGCUCUCCGAGAUCAAAAAGGACUAUUUCGAUGCCUCUGAUAAGAAGCCUUUGCAGCUGAUUUCCGAGAACGACUAUGACAAAUACCCACAUGGCAAAUACAUGUUGCCUUCGGAGCAAGAUAUCCAAAACGUGGUGACAGGCGAGGCGCCUGGCGUUGGCAACUAUGCGUUGAGCCGCGACGAAGUUGUUGAAUAUUUUAUCAAUGAUCGUAAGGGUAAGCAAGGUGUCAAAAGCAAGGUGUUAGAUGUGCUCGCACGCAAGACCCAAGCCAUCAAGAAUGAUGAAAGCAACAGCUUGAAAUGGAUCUAUUAG